AUGUCGUCUACAGUACUAGUCAGCGACCUUCCUUCCAACUGCGAGUCCUCCUACGUCUUCACCGAGCUACGUUUGCAAGAAGACGAAGUCGAAGAAGUCUACACUCGAGCGAGAGGAGGCGAGUCCGCCUGGAUAGUCUUCAAGUCCCGCGAGCUCGCCAAGGUAUUCGAGAGUGACCACAAAGGCUACCACUUCGGGGCAACCGGCAAGAAGAUCGCGACUAGCUUCUGGACCGAAGCCAUUCCCGAACACGCCAGCAAUCGCUAUUCCGACUUCGUCCGCGCCCGUGAUCACCAGAUAGACUCGCGCACCGUUGAGAUUACCGGUCUUCCCGCAAAACACACUCUGAGUGACAUGAACAAGUUGCUAGAGUCGGUGCGAGAUCAGUACGUUGAGGCCACCAAGCAGAAUCAACAUCUGAACCCGACCGACUACGGCUACUACGAGCCCAUCAACAUCCUUCAAGUCAAAACACCGGACCCCGGAGUCGGCCUUUUGCAGCUCGCGCAGCCGUGGAUGGCGGUCGAGAUUGUACGCCAGUACGCGGGUACUUACUGGAAGAACGCCACGCUCAACGCUCGGUGCGUUCCCGAUGAAGAGAUGGAUAAAUUGCUUGUCAAUGAGCCCAGCGCCACUGACGUAUCGCUCUUCGUCAAGGGCAUCAAGGUCGGUACGUCAUCGAAGGAGGUUCGAGAGAUCUUCAAGGACUUUCCCAUUCGAGACGUCAACAUACUACCAGGCGGUAAGACGUUCUGCUUCGUCACCGUCCAGCAAGCACACGCAGACUCGAUCCUCGCGCAGUUCAAGAAUGGCGUCAAGUGGCAAGGUCGCACUAUCAAGGUCGACUUAUCGGAUAAGGACAAGAGGAAGAAGAAGGCUGCGUUUGGUUCUGCCGGCGCCACUCCCUUUACUACGCCAGCUCCUCUACCACCUACGGAUACCACGGACUUGAAACUGGAAAACCUGCCAUACGACGUCACAAACCACAAAAUCCUCACCCUGUUCGAGGGCUUCGCUGUCUACAAGGUCGUCAUCAAGCAGGGCUAUGCUUUUGUGGGUAUUCCGACGGGGCAAGUCGGCCGCGCGCUCGACAAGCUGAACGAAACCAUGAUCGGGGCACAAUACAUCAAGGCCAAGGUUGCUGAUCCCCGGAAGAAGUAG
Messenger RNA from Alternaria metachromatica, 1161 nucleotides. RefSeq lists its product as uncharacterized. The coding region runs from base 1 to 1161 and encodes 386 amino acids. The record is from RefSeq and is a predicted model, not a curated record. Lineage: Eukaryota; Fungi; Ascomycota; Dothideomycetes; Pleosporales; Pleosporaceae. The transcript has a single exon. Gene Ontology annotation, molecular function: RNA binding.